This is a messenger RNA of Trifolium pratense (red clover), 2753 nucleotides long. RefSeq names its product transcription factor TCP4-like. Gene Ontology annotation, molecular function: sequence-specific DNA binding; DNA-binding transcription factor activity. The transcript is spliced from 2 exons. The coding region runs from base 1155 to 2417 and encodes 420 amino acids. NCBI's taxonomy places the organism in Eukaryota, Viridiplantae, Streptophyta, Magnoliopsida, Fabales, Fabaceae. The record is from RefSeq and is a predicted model, not a curated record. Gene Ontology annotation, biological process: regulation of secondary shoot formation. Gene Ontology annotation, cellular component: nucleus.
AAAAGGUACUACGUCUACUAUUACUACUACUCCUACUAAUAAGAAAGAAGUACUCUAGUACAGACAGUAAAUUGGUUAAAGGUGAAUGAAUGAAUGAAUAUUGGAUAGGUUGUUGUUAUUAUGUAAGUAGUACAAAGAAGAGCAGCAGAGGAGCAGUGAUGAAAUAAAACGUCCAUUCUGACCAAACACUGCCACCCGUUGUCACUGCCAUCAUCAUCAAAACCCUCUUUCUUAUAGGGCCAGAAUGAAUUCCUCUUCCCUAUACUCUUAAUUUACUGUUAUCUCUCUCUCUCUCUCUUCUUUUCUUCUCUUGUCUUCCUGUGUGUUGAGAUAUGGAAAUUUUGCUGGAUUUUUCACAACAGGACACCUCUUUCUUGUUCUCUCCAACUGGAGGAUAUUAACCAACGCCCACACUCAAACCCUAUUCAUUCCAAUCUUCUACCUACUUUCAUUCAUUCAAUUAUUAUUAUUAUUAUUGCAACAAAACAAUAGUAAAUAAUACUAGUACUACUAGCUAGUGCCACAACAAACCAACCAAACUCUUCAACUUUAAAAAAAAAAAAAAGAAGCAAAAAGUGGUGCAGUAGAGUUUGAGAUAGAGAAAUGGGUUAGGCUCAAAACUGAAAAAGCAUUAUUGGGUUUUGGGGGGUGAUGAUGGAAAUGGUAAAAUUGAAUGGCAGCAAGUUUUGAUUUUCAGAGUGGUGGCAGUUGCAACACAAGAAGCAAAUAUUGGAAAGCAAAGAAUAAAAAAAAAAAAAACAUUAGUCUAGUAGUGUUGUUCUGUUAAAAAGCUGGAAGAAGAUAAACACAAUAAGGGUCUGAGUCUGGAUCCUCCCAGAACAAGUCACCAAGGCCCUCACCACCAUAAUAAUAAUAAUAAUAAUAAUGAUGAUGAUGAUGAAGAAGAAGAAGAUGAUGAACACAACUCUUCUCCCUCAUCUGGAAACCCCCAUCCUCACUAUCAUCAACAAAACUCUACCUUUCAUUUUCAUCGCUACCCAUACUUCCAACAGCAUCUAGAUUUAGAGCCGGAACAAGAGCCACUUCAACAACCAAAGAAAUGGUCUUCUUUCCUUCCACCACCACACCCUAAUCAACCACCAACAACAUCAUCAUCAUCAUCAUCGUUUUAUUCCAUCGAAUAUGCAAGAAAGAUGGGAGAAACAACACACGACCACCAAACAGGAGAAGCAGAAACAACAGCAGCAACAACAAUAAAACCAACAGCAACCUCGUCUAAGAGAAUUGCAGGAGAAAUCGUGGAAGUGCAAGGAGGUCACAUUGUACGGUCAACAGGACGGAAAGACCGUCACAGCAAAGUAUGCACGGCGAAAGGUCCACGUGACCGCCGUGUUCGACUCUCGGCCCACACCGCGAUUCAAUUCUACGACGUGCAAGACCGUUUGGGCUACGACCGGCCCAGUAAGGCAGUUGAUUGGCUUAUCAAAAAAGCCAAAUCUUCCAUUGACGAACUCGCUCAGCUUCCGGCAUGGAAUCCCACCGCCACAUGUUCAACAACACCACAGCAGCAGCAGCAGCAGCAACAAACAAACGAAAUGUUCAACCGGCAAUCUCCGGUGGACAACCAUCAAGUAACCGCUUCCACCAUUCACCGCUCAGCGGCUGCAUUAGAGCGAAGAAUGCCACAACAACAACAAGAACAAUUUCCUUCGCAGCAACUAGAGUUAGACUAUAGCAAUAGCAGCAGCGGGAAACAUGGUUUUCUUCAAGGCUCAUUGGAUACUGACAUUGCGGAUACUAUUAAGUCGUUUUUUCCAGUCGAAACGCCGACGACGUCGUUUCACAGUUACCCACAACCGCCUGAUUUGCUUUCUCGAACUGCGGCUACCGCCCAGCAGCAAGAUCUCCGCCUCUCAUUGCAAUCUUUUCAAGAUCCUAUUCUGCUUCAGAGCCACCAUCACCACAACCAAGUGCUUUUCGCCGGAAACUCCUCACUCGGCGGCUACGACGUUGGUGGAAGUGGAAGCACCUUGUGGUCUGAGCAGCAGCAACAGGAGGAAAAUGACAAUGGUAGAUUCCAUAGAAUGAUGGCUUGGAAUGCUAAUAAUGCUAAUGUUAAUGAUCCAGAUGGUGGUAACAGUGGCCAUGGUGGUGGAUUUGUGUUCAGCACACCUGCCGCUCCCGUUUUUGGCGGUUAUGGCCAGUUUUUUACUCAGAGGGGACCCCUUCAGUCCAGUUACAAUCCUUCAGUUCGUGCUUGGAUAGAUCCUUCAAUGGCGGCGACGGCCAACAUAGCCGAUCACCAUCAUCACUAUCUUUCGCCGAUGAUCCAUCAGGCUUCUGUCUCUGGUGGUGGAUUUUCCGGCUUUCGUAUACCGGCACGAAUUCAGGGUGAAGAGGAACAUGACGGCCUAUCUGAUAAACCGUCCUCUGCUUCCUCUGAUUCUCGCCAUUGAUUGAAACAUUUAAUUAAUUAAUAAAUAAAUAAAUUCAAACUUUCAGGUUCGUGGUUUGUGUUGAAGAUGGUUUGUUUAUUGGAGAGAGCUUAGGAUUAAUUGGAAUUCAAGAGCAACUUGGGUUUGGAUUUUCGGAUGUUUCAACUUCAAUUCAAUGGCGCUUGUAAACCGUGUGGGAAUGAAGAAAAUCUGGUUUGAAUUAUUCAUUCGGGUUUUCAAUUUUAGUCCCCCGGUUUUGUUCUGCAUUUUAUUUUAUUUUUAUGUACUGUGUGUUUAAUUUGCUUCAUGUGUUUUGUUCGAUUACAUACAAUCUGUACCGGUUAUUUUGUUGUGUCA